AUGGAAUCUUGUCGUCCGAGAGCAAGUGAACGCAACAUGCUGGGACGACGAAGGAUGAGCACCAGCAGUCGCAUCAGCGUCAGAGUUAUGAAUGGCUGAAAUUGCCCAUUAGUCUUUGCCGUGACGACCGCGUGAAGAGAAGAGAGAGAGUGUGGCAGGAUGGACUCCAUCUCUAUGACGGGUUGCAGGAAGCACGUCGCUCUCACACCUUCCCCGUCGUUUUCCCACCACCUUCAAAAUCACGCUAAGACCACUUUUCUUCCCAGUGGCGUGAAGACCGUGCUGGGAGACUCUGACAGUGUUUGUCCAGCUACUCAGCCGACAGUAGCUAUCCUGGGAUCGGGUGACUUUUCGAAGUGCCUCACCAUCCGCCUGCUUCGUCAUGGUUUUCAUGUUGCGGUGGGCAGCCGCAAUCCCGAUCUAACAGCCCAGUUUUUUCCACAUGUGGUAGAUGUUACACACCAUGAAGAUGCCGUGGGAAAGGCCAGUAUUGUGUUCCUGGCAAUCCGCCGAGAGCACUACUCUGUCCUUUGGGACCUCAAACAUCUAUUAAAAGGAAAGAUCCUGGUGGAUGUAAGCAACAACAGAAGGAUGAACCAGUAUCCGCAGUCAAAUGCUGAAUAUCUGGCUUCAUUGCUGCCAGAGUCCAUUGUGGUCAAGGGCUUUAAUGUCAUCUCAGCCUGGUCCAUGCAGCAAAACACUCCCAAAGAUGCAGGUACACAGGUGUUCAUCUGCAGCGACUCCAUGGAGGCACGACAGAAUAUUAUGGAAUUAGCUCGCCAGCUUAGCUUCUUGCCCGUUGACAUGGGUUCCCUGUGCUCUUCGCGGGACAUUGAGAACAUACCCAUACAGCUGUUCCCCGGAUGGAGAGGCCCUGUACUUACUGCUGUGGCCCUUUCCAUUUUUUUUUUUAUAUAUUCUUUUGUGCGAGAUAUCAUACACCCAUAUGUCAAAAACAAGCAGAGUGACUUCUACAAAAUUCCCAUUGAUAUGGUAAACCGGACAUUGCCCACAGUAGCAAUCACUCUUCUGGCCCUGGUGUACCUGGCAGGCCAGAUGGCAGCUGCCUACCAGCUCUACUAUGGUACCAAAUACAGGCGUUUCCCACACUGGCUGGAGGGAUGGCUGCAGAGCCGAAAACAGAUGGGUCUCCUCAGCUUCUUCCUGGCUGCUGUACACGUUCUGUACAGCCUCUGUCUCCCGUUGCGCAGGUCUGACAGAUACCUGCUGCUUAACACUGCAUACCAACAGGUCCAUGCUAACAUAGAGAAUGCCUGGAAUGAGGAGGAGGUCUGGAGGGGGGAGAUGUACAUCUCUUUUGGAAUCAUGAGUCUGGGACUUCUGUCGCUCCUGGCUGUCGCCUCCAUUCCUUCCGUUCAGAACUCACUAAACUGGAGGGAGUUCAGCUUCAUUCAGUCCAAUCUUGGCUACAUUGCGCUGCUAAUUGCUACCUUGCAUGGUCUUCUGUUUGGCUGGAAGAGAGCGUUUGAGGAGGAAGCGUACCGUUUCUACCUGCCGCCCAACUUUGUAGUGGCCCUGGCCCUGCCCGUGUGUGUCAUACUGGGCAAGGUGGUGAUGCUACUCCCCUGUGUGGCCCACAAGCUCCACCGGAUCCGCCGUGGUCUUGACAGUAGUCUGUACCAGUUCCGGCGCCUGGAGCCAGUGGGCUUGGCCGCCCACGUUUCGCCUGUGAAAGUCACUAUCAUGUGAACAUACUGCACUUUAACACAUUCAAACACAGUGUACAAACCACUGUGUGGGUUGCUGCCACCUAGUGACUAAAGGCUUGUUAUCAUUCAUGCGUUACAGCAUUGGUACACUGGUUGUCCAGCAUGCCAUAUUCCAUUGGAAGUCCCUUACACGUCACUGCGCAACCCAGGGGGCCCCGCCCCACUAUUUGAGAAGUACUGCAUUAAACACUGAAGCAAGGGAACUCCAUUCAAUGACAAGCACUUUGCACUAGGUAUAGGGGAUGUCAUGGUUAUUCUGACAAAAUGCAAGAUGCAGGUCUCUAUAGUACAGUACUUGUAAACCCACAAAAAAAACUGUUCUAUAAUAA
This is a messenger RNA of Cynoglossus semilaevis (tongue sole), 2059 nucleotides long. RefSeq names its product STEAP family member 2, metalloreductase (gene steap2). Gene Ontology annotation, biological process: copper ion import. The coding region runs from base 160 to 1710 and encodes 516 amino acids. The transcript has 6 exons. Gene Ontology annotation, molecular function: cupric reductase (NADH) activity; ferric-chelate reductase (NADPH) activity. Gene Ontology annotation, cellular component: endosome; plasma membrane. The record is from RefSeq and is a predicted model, not a curated record. NCBI's taxonomy places the organism in Eukaryota, Metazoa, Chordata, Actinopteri, Pleuronectiformes, Cynoglossidae.